AUGGGCUCUAGUUACCGGUAUGCCGCUAAUUUGGAAGCUCAAGUACAUCUUGAUGAGGCUAAACUUCAGGAUAUGAAAAAUAAAAAAGAACGUUUGAAGUUUGAACGUCAACACAAUGCAAAACAGGAGGAGAAAAAAUUGAAAUCAAUAGCAUGUGAACUUAAACAAAGCCAGAGAAAGAGAAAUCGAACCAUGAAAAUAACACCAUACACUUCUCUAUACCAUUUUGUUCGGUAG
Didymodactylos carnosus is the source of this 237-nucleotide messenger RNA. NCBI's taxonomy places the organism in Eukaryota, Metazoa, Rotifera, Eurotatoria, Philodinida, Philodinidae. The record is from the annotation of a GenBank genome assembly.